AUGUUCAGCGUGAUAAACACAUACCUGGCAUUGCUGGGCCAAAUAUUCACCCUGUCUGCCGGGGCGGGUUUCCCGGCGGCUGUGGCUCUCUGUGUCUAUCGCCUCUACUUCCAUCCCUACGCCAAGUAUCCUGGGCCCCUCUUGGCGAAAUUGACCAGUUGGUAUUCUGUAUAUCACACCUAUAUUGGUGAUCUCCACGUUGACAUCUGGCGGUGCCAUGAGGAGUAUGGGGACGUCGUCCGCUAUGGUCCCAACAGACUAUUGAUCAACAAUGAGGCAGGAUUGAAAGGUAUCUAUGGGCACGGCAAGAAUGUCCGGAAGGCCAAGUCAUACCAUCGCAUUUCGCUGGUUAAGGGUGUGGAAGCAACCCAAAGUGUCGUCGACAAGACCAAGCAUGGCAAGCUUCGAAGAAUCCUGAAUCAAGGACUGUCGGAAUCGUACAUCCGAACAUUCGACAAAGAAUUGACAGAUCUUGCUCGCUUGUUUUCGUCAAGUCUGGGAUCAACCAAGGACCGCUUCGUCCCUGAAACGGACGCCACUACUGACGGAUGGACAUGCGCCAAGAACAUGGCCCAUUGGUGUGACUAUUUCACAUUUGAUGUGACGUCGCAGCUGGUUUUUGGAAGGUCAUAUCAUCUCUUGGAGAGCCCCGAAAACCACUGGGUUGCGGAUGCUAUCCUGGGCCAAAUGCGUCGGGUGAGUUUCCUGAUGCAGCUGCCCGAGUUGGAAGACUUGAGGUUGCAUAAGAUCUUGUUUCCACACGCACGCAAGAAGGCGCUUCGGUUUUCUAUGAAAAGCAAAGAGAUCAUGGAAAAGCGAAAAGAGUCUUCUGAGGCUAUUACGAACGACCUAUUCUCAAAGCUUCUGGCUGCCAAGGACCCUGAGACGGGAGAGUCACUUUCCCAGCUGCAGUUAUGGGCCGAAAGCAACUUGCUGAUUAUUGCCGGAUCUGAUACCUCCUCAACCGCAAUGGCUGCUCUAUUCUUCUACCUAUCCAGAUAUCCCGAGGCAUAUGAUAAGGUGGUCAAGGAGGUCCGGAGCACUUUCCGCUCCGCAAAGGAGGUUUCUCAAGGGCCCAAACUUUCUGCUUGCACGUACUUGAGAGCUUGCAUAACUGAAGCAGCCCGUCUGUCACCUCCAGCCGCCGGGGCGAUGUGGCGUGAAGUGCAAGAUGGCGGUCUUCAAGUCGGUGACCUUUAUGUCCCAGCUGGGUACGACAUCGGAACUGGUAUCUACUCUAUCAACCAUCACAAAGAGUACUAUCCUCAACCGUUUAAGUUCUGGCCCGAAAGGUGGAUCCCAGAGGUUGUUGGGGAGGAAGCUGCCUCGAAGGCGAAGUCCGCGUAUGGUACGUUCUCUGUUGGACCAAGGAAUUGUGUUGGGAAGGGGCUUGCCAUGAUUGAGAUCUCGCUGGCGAUGGCUGCAGUCAUCAGUGAGUUUGACUUCCGCCGAGACGAGACAGGGAUGGGCAGAGUCGGGGAAGGCAAGGGUGAUUUGAAGGACGAGUAUCAGAUCUUCUGGGCUUUCACUAGUAUGAAGGAUGGACCCUUCGUGCAGUUCCGGCGAGCCGAGGCUGUCGGUCUGCACUGA
Messenger RNA from Colletotrichum chrysophilum, 1590 nucleotides. RefSeq lists its product as uncharacterized. Gene Ontology annotation, molecular function: heme binding; iron ion binding; oxidoreductase activity, acting on paired donors, with incorporation or reduction of molecular oxygen. The transcript has 6 exons. The coding region runs from base 1 to 1590 and encodes 529 amino acids. The record is from RefSeq and is a predicted model, not a curated record. NCBI's taxonomy places the organism in Eukaryota, Fungi, Ascomycota, Sordariomycetes, Glomerellales, Glomerellaceae.